Molecule: messenger RNA, 8942 nt
Organism: Alosa alosa (allis shad)
Lineage: Eukaryota; Metazoa; Chordata; Actinopteri; Clupeiformes; Clupeidae
Gene: hivep1
Product: HIVEP zinc finger 1
Exons: 8
Coding region: 59-8290 (2743 amino acids)
Biological process (GO): regulation of transcription by RNA polymerase II
Cellular component (GO): nucleus
Molecular function (GO): RNA polymerase II cis-regulatory region sequence-specific DNA binding; zinc ion binding; DNA-binding transcription factor activity, RNA polymerase II-specific
Source: RefSeq, a predicted model, not a curated record
UCUCUGCGCCUCCGACCAUGAGUGGCUGAAGAGGACCCAGGGGGGGAGUUGAGAAAAAAUGCCGCGCACCAAGCAAAACCACCCCAAAAACCUGAAAGAUAAAAUCGAAGAGGCACAGAAAGAGCUCAAAGCCCCCAAAAGCACUCACAAAGGUAUCAGCGAAGGUACCACCAGCCUUAGAGGUUCAGAUGGCAUUAAAGGACUGAAGAGGAAAAAGGUGGUGGCAGAAAACCAGCUGAAGAAAAUACCCAAGUCUCCAGUAAAGAAGCCGUCACAGGCCAAGAACCCUGUGCCAACGCCUGGCACUGCCAGUGUUCACAUCUCCAACAGCCCUUCAAGAGAAGAUUCUCCCUCGAGUACCAGCUCCAGAUCUACGUCCAGUUCGUUCCCCAACAGUCCAUCCUGCUCACUGGACUCCGCACAACACCACCAGGACGCAGACGAUGGCCAGCACCAGCAGGUGGCGCCAUCUCCCCAUAAAGUAACAACGGAGGAGGGAGAAGUGUCAUCCUUCACUGAGUUGCAGCCUCAGAACCUACAGGCUUGCAGCGGGGAUAAAUCAAACUCUUGCGACUCCACUAAAGAAAGCUGGGGUGAGAAAUUGGAUAGCGAAGGCACCUCCACUACUGCGCACCCAAGUGCUCCCCUUGACGUCUUGCUCAAGGCUAUGGAGCCAGACUUUAACACAUUGACUGAGAGGAAGACUGUCGGACAUAUACAGAAACCGGGGACAUCUGGUGUCAGUCAUUCUGGAAUACACACAGCUAUGACAGCCGUCAAAUUCGGCCUACCACCUCAACAUAGGCUCAUGCAGGCUUACGAUACAGCCAAACACUUCUACCCUGGCCCCCACAUGACCCCGCAGCCUGGGGUGCCAGACACCAAACAGCACCAGGCAGCUUAUAUGCACCCAACCUCCCAGCAGUACAUGACGUUAGGUGGCGAGCACCAGUCAGCUAAGCCAGCUUUUCAGAAAAGUUAUAGUGCAGGGCAGUCAACUGCCAUGACCCACGCACCCAUUCCCUCAGGCUCGACCGGACUCCCACAGAGCCAGCCACCUGUGGUGCAAACGUGCCAGUCGCUCUCGGCCAGUGUUCCCAGCACCAUACAGGUCCCCGUCACGCCAGGUUAUAACCCUGUACAGGUGGCCACAGUAGUGAACUUUGGCAGCUUGGAGCAAGUGUGCAGCAUUACAUCUAAAGAACAGAAACCUAAAAAGCAAGGCAAAUACGUCUGCGAAUACUGCAACAGGGCCUGCGCCAAACCCAGUGUACUGCUAAAACAUAUCCGAUCCCAUACGGGGGAGAGGCCCUAUCCUUGCGUUACUUGUGGCUUCUCCUUUAAGACUAAGAGCAACUUGUACAAGCAUAAGAAGUCCCACGCACAUGCUAUAAAACUAGGACUCACCGCGAGGUCCCAGUCUCAGUCACAGGAGUCUGACAAAGGGCUCGGGACGCAUUCAGAUGUCGACGAAAGUGGGGAGAGCGACGAAGAGGGCAGCACGGCUGAUCUCGACCCCGACUUGUCACAGAGCAGCGCCUCAGCCUUGUCUGACAGUAGUCUGCUGAGCUUGGGCACAGUUCAGGGAAGUCAAGGUGAAUCAGACCAUCCGGUAGUGUUUGAGACCCUGAAACCUGUAAGUGGUCAAAAGGGCAUUGACAAAGUGACGGCACCCCUCCCCAAGGUGGUGGUGUACCCAGUGAAUGUCUCUCCACUUCGGGCCGACAGCCCUAGAGUAACUGACCUAACUCCCGAGCAGGCAACUGCCCAGCGGCAGAGAGAAUGCCAGGCAGUCAGGACAGUCUUGUCCUCCCUGAAGGAGGUAGAUUGCUCCAGCCCCUUGCAGGACUCAAUAAGCGAGGAUGAGGAUCCACAGGGAAAAUCACCAGGGGGUGGCCAUGCCCAGUUACAGAGGCAACAGGCUACUGAUUGCUCCCAACAGCAACAGGGCAAGUGCCUGCUGAGUCCUCGUAGUUUGGGCAGCACCGAUUCGGGUUACUUCUCCCGCUCUGAAAGCGCAGACCAAGCCAUGAGUCCACCGAGUCCCUUUGUGAAGAUAACCCCUCCGGCAGACAAUGAUGUUACCAAAAAUCUGCCCAUUAAUCCCUCACCUAUUGUAGUUCCACUUAUGCAUGCAACUAAUAUUGAAAAGACACACAUAUUGGAGGGGCAAAUGCGGCCUCCACUGGACUCUAGAACACUCUCUCUAGAAGAGCGCAUCUCAAAGUUAAUAUCAGACAAUGAAGCAGUGGUUGACGACAAGCAGUUGGACAGCGUUAAGCCAAGACGGACCUCCCUGUCAAGACGGGGAAGCAUAGAUUCACCAAAAUCCUAUAUCUUCAAAGACUCCUUCCAGUUUGACCUGAAACCGUUUGUAAGAAGAUCAAGUUCCAGCUCUGACAUACCAAAGUCUCCCUUCACCCCGACAGAAAAAUCCAAGCCAGUGUUUCUUCUCUCUGUUCCUCCCCAGUAUCCAAAUAUGGACUGUUUACCAAUAACAAGGAGUAAUUCUAUGCCCACAACUCCAGGACAUUCAGCACUUCCCCCCAAUGUCCUUCCCCAGCCCCAUCCUUUGAGAAUCUGCCAUUCGUUUGAUGACAAAAUCAGCUCUUUCAAUGAUGAUGUCUUUUCAUCUGCACCAUCCACACCUAAUCCAUCAGUGCAUUCUCGCACCCUUGUGAGACAGAUAGCAGUUGAGGAUUCCACAAACGAAGGAUUGCCCUCAGUCCGCUCUAUGGACGAGGGUUAUCAUGGACCAAGCAUUGCAAUGGAAAUGCAGAGGAGCAAGUCUUUUGAGCAUGGAAACAGGAAACCUCAGCAGAACAAAGGGACCAUGUUUGAGUGUGAAACUUGCCGAAACCGUUACAGGAAAAGGGAGAAUUUUGAGAAUCACAAAAAGUUUUACUGCUCCGAGUUGCAUGGUCCAAAAAACAAGCCUAUUCCUGUCAGAGAGCCAGAACCGGAUGUGUUUGUGCAGAAUGUUCAUCAGCCCUUGAUGAGAAGAGCAGUGUGUCACCCUGGAAUUGUAGAGCAACCGACAAUGAUAAGAAAACGGAGAAAAUUGAAAAGCUUUGGGGAUGAUGACGAUCAGUCUCCAACUGACAAAAAUCCACCAUGUUCUAGAAGUUUUGAUUCCUGUCAGAUUCCCUCCAGAGUAAUAAGUGGUCAGUUUACCCAGAGAGCUGUAGUGGUUAACCUGCAACCUGCCAACAACACUGGGCAGAUACCUCCAGGUCAGCUCAUAACAAGAGUUGCAGAGACACCAGAGUCAAGGCUUUCUCCUGCAAGAGACAGCAGCAUUAACACCCCCACCAAAGAAAGAGGUGAGAUGCAACGGCAAGGCAGUGGUACAUCUGUCAUAAGACACACCAACUCUCUGAGCAGGCCAAAUUCGUUUGAAACAUACGAAUCUAUUGACCAGUCCUCUCCAGUUGAUCCUUCAACAAAGGACAUCCCAGGAGCAGUUAUGCCUAGCACUGAAUCAUUGGCUAACACUGCAUUGCAGAAUUAUCACAAAGAAAUGUCAAUACCUAAGGUUUCGAGUCAAGACAAAUACAUUACUGACACCCCUAAGGAGCAUGCACCAGCCAGUGAGAAUGCUCCCCCUAUCCAACAGUCAAGGCUGGUCCGUCAAAACAACAUUCAAGUUCCUGAAAUUCUGGUUACAGAGGAACCAGAUCGAGAACAUGAGAGCCAGGUUUUAGAACAAGUGGAGAAGCCUGCAGACACCUUCAACUGGCCUCAGCGGAGUGAGAGCCUGUCCAAGCUACCAACAGAGAAGUUGCCACCCAAAAAGAAAAGGAUCCGGCUGGCUCAGAUGGAGCAAUCUUCGGGUGAAUCAAGUUUUGAGUCCUCCCUCUCCAGAAGCCUUAGCAGAGACAGCAGUCUCUCACGAUGUUCAAGCAUGUCAGCUUCAUUUGAAAGGGAUGAGCCACCCAGAUCCGAUAGUCCUUCCCGGGAAAGUGUCACCAAACCACCAGAUAUUCAAGGACCAUCUACAGCGUGCAACACACUCAGCGUCCCAGUGAUGAUGAGACGAGCUGCCUCAGAACAGAUUAGCUGCACCCAACCGUCUAUUGCUAUUUCUUGCGACUACCGCAGCAAGUCUUUUGACUGCAGCAGCAUGUCUCCCAACAGGUCACCCUCUCCCUUGGACACAGCUAUGCUCAAGAGUCCCCAGCCUGCAAAAGCUGCACAGGUACCCCUUAUUGAAAGAAGAAGAGGACCUCUUGUUCGUCAAAUGUCCCUGAAGAUUGGACCAGAGAGUCAGCAGUUUGUUGGGAAGCAGCAUACAGUUUCUCUUCAGAGGGCUCCUUCGUCAAAUAUUGUUUCUGUUCCUCAACACAGGCCUCCAAUGAUCCACAGGCCGAAUUUAGCCCAGCCUUUUGUUUUACAUUCUGGAGAGCCACAGAAGAAUGAACAUGUAGUCCAAAGCAUUAACUUGGGCAGUCAAACUCAGCAUCCACAAAUCCAGGGACUUCCUCAUCCAUGGCAUCAAACCUCAAGAGUUGUUUCAAUCCAAAAGGUGCAACCUGCAGUCCAAGUCAUGCCUUGUCAGGCAGAUUUGCAGAGCAAGCCUGCUGAACCACCUAAGAGCUUUGUCCCCAAGUAUCAGCUCCAGUACCCAGUUCUGAAAAGUCAAACAUACUCCUUCUCUGGUCCAAAGGGGACACAGAUAGCCUUGCCUGUUAUAACAAUACCCAUUGGCAACGAGAUUGUAAGUGUUUCGAAGGCAGCUGAUGAAAUACAGAAUGUAUACGUUGCACAGCAGAACCUUCAGACUAUGCCCAAUAGAACAUCCAUUGUUUUACCUCUGGGUAUCCAAGGAGACGCACCUUCACAGAACCAGUCAGGAUCAGCCACAGUGCCACAGAUUCUGAUAACUCAUGAGCAGGUUCUCCCUCCUAGCAGUGUGGCUUGCAAAGCCAACAGUUCCUCCGUGAAUAUUGCUACCAUUGACAAUAAAUCUGGACCAGAAGUUCACACAGAGAGACAACAAGUCCAAGUGCAGCCUGGGACGAACACACAGAGCCAUAUAGAUAAUAAUCGUAGCACUCCAUCUCUUGGCUCUUUGCACUGUACCCAGAAGUUGGCAUCAGUUAACCUCUGCCCACAACAGGAGCCUAUUGCCUCCAGUAAGCGCAUGCUCUCUCCUGCCAACAGCUUGGACAUUGCCAUGGAGAAACACCAGAAACGGGCAAAAGAUGAGCAUGGAGCAAUGUGCCAGCCAACCGAUGGCAGGUCCCUCAGUUAUCUCAAUUCCAAGAUGGCAGAGGUGACUCGUCAACGGAAGCUAACACUCGUCAGACAGGUUUGCACCACUGAACCUGCAGAUAGUCCCAUUGAAACUGAAGCCCCGCAAGACCUAGAGAAGUUGGAUCCUGGCAAAGACUUCCCAGCACCUGAUACUGGCAGCACAACAACCCCCGAGAUUACUGCUCAAAUGCAGGAUGAUAAGCCACCUUCUCCAACAGACCAUCCCAUGCAGAGCCCUGUUAGCCGUACCUCUCCAGGGGUCCAGAGCUAUGCAGUCCCUGCAAACGCUGCCCCUAAGCCACAGGAGAAGUCAGAGGAGCAGCGCUGGUCUUCUGGCAAAUCGCCUCUGAGGCCUCCCACUUUUCAAGGCCAGGUGAAACUGGCCUCCUCCGUGUCUGUUGUCAACACUCGGGACAGCCACCGCUUGUCUUUCCCCAGCUUGAAAACAGCCACAACGUUCACCUGGUGUUACCUCAUCAAGAGGAGGCCACUGCAUGUUCCUCAGACUGACCAGAGGGCCUCUGCGUACUCUGCCUGGCCAGUCAGCCAGAACAACCCCAACCCGCUGGGCCUACCGACCAAAGUAGUCAUGUCUCUGUUUGAUUCAAAGCAGAAAUCUAAGAAAAUACACUACACCCAAGCGAAAACCACAAGUUUGAAGUCCGACAUAUUGACAUACUCCAGCAACCUGAAGGACAUUGUCGCCAAGGUCUUGAUCACACAGAAGUCCAUCUCCACUGAAGGCAAGAGUAAAACUCGACUUGAGUCUCGACCCACCAAUGAGGCUGACAGGGAGUCCUUAUCAAAAGCGGAGCCUAGACGGAUCAAAAUAUUUGAUGGAGGAUACAAAUCGAAUGAGGAGUAUGUGUAUGUCCGCGGACGUGGCCGUGGGAAGUAUAUCUGUGAAGAGUGUGGGAUUCGCUGCAAGAAGCCCAGCAUGCUUCGCAAACACAUUCGCACCCACUCAGACGUUCGACCUUACCACUGCACCCACUGCAACUUCUCUUUCAAGACUAAAGGAAAUUUGACCAAACACAUGAAGUCUAAAGCCCACAGUAAGAAGUGCUUGGAGAUGGGAGUAUCCGUGGGUUUGAUCGAAGACCAGGAUGCAGAGGAUUCAGGAGACCGAGGAAGAGGAAGCAGUGCUGACCGCCCCGACUCUGAUGGCGACGACUCGGAUGGUCCUGAGGACGAGGACAAUGACGGAGAGGAGGAGGACGAGGAGGACAGCCAGGCAGAAUCGGGUCUCUCUGCUACGCCCUCGGUCUCGGCCAGCCCCCAGCACUUUGGCGGUGCACAACACGACGUGGCACCCAGCUCGCUGCUGGCGCAGAUGUCCAUCAGCUCGUCCCAGCUGACCCCACCGCCACCGCCGCCGCCACCCCCAUCCCAGCUCCCACACACUCACACUCAUGCCCUUCCUCACACCCAAAACCUGCCCCAGACCCCCUCCGCUGACCCUUGUGACUCUGAUUCGGUCGCCAUGCUGAGCCCUGUCUCUCCCACCAAGCAGAUGACCAUCUCAGCCAUGAUCCUAAGCCCCACCACGACAAGCUCCUUCACCCACUAUCCCCUCGCCACCCACACCACCUUUGCCACCGCCACCACCACCUCAGUCAUCGCCCCCUCCUCCUCCUCCUCUGACCCCCACGGCUCGGACACCGAGUCCGUUCACAUGAUGAGCCCCGUGUCGCCUUGCAGGCAGAUGUCCAUCGACUACCCCGACUUUGAUGUGCCCCCUAGUCCCCCAGCGCCGGGCAAGGGCUCCGCCAAGCUCGGCCAGAGUGGCAGUGCCUGUCCCCCCGCCAUGUCCUCGAGUGAGUCCGGAGUGCCAGUGGACCGCGGCACUCAGACGUCCUCCUUCGCCCCACAGAGUCACCUUCAUUUCCCGUCGCCGGGUCCCAUGCACCUCAUGGGGGAGUCAGGAGCGCAUACGCACCUCUUCAGCCACCUGCCGCUGCAUUCCCAGCAGCCCUCGCGCUCCCCGUACAGCAUGGUGCCCGUGGGCGGCAUUCAGCUGGUGCCCGCCGGCCUGGCCGCCUACUCUACCUUUGUGCCCAUCCAGGCUGGCCAGGUCCAGCUCACCAUCCCGGCGGUGAGCGUCAUCCACCGCAACACCAGCCCACUCCCGGGAACCGGUCCGGGCUCGGGACCCGGGGCCAGUCCGCCAAGGCCCGGCGGUUCUCCCAGCGCCCAGCCCUCGAUGGUGGUCCAGGAAAGCAUGGGGAACAUGCUACCCUGCUUUCCGCUGGGCCAGAUGGCGGGCAUCCAGACCCUGGGGGCGUCCCAGUCCGCCCUGCAGUCGAUGGGGCUGGAGGCGCUGGGCGUGAUGGGCCUGGCCAACUCGGGCCUGGCGCCGACCCAGCUGCUCCAGCAGCAGAACCUGGCCCUCAACGCCACCCUGGGCGUGCAGGUCCUGGCCGCCAGUCCCGCGGUACAGUCCAGCAUGGCGCCCCAGACUCACAUCCCAGGCCUGCAGAUCCUCAACAUCGCUCUGCCAGCCCUCAUCCCCUCCCUCAGCCCCCUGUCCACCCUUAGCCCCCUGCCCUCUGCUUCUCCUGAAAAGCUGAGCAGCCUGGAGGCCUCUGCCGGACAGGGGCCGGGUCCGUCCACGAGCCCCUCUGUUUGCGCCGUUGCGGACUCCACGCCCGUUCUGACUCUAUCAGCCAGCCCUCCAGUGGCAGCGGUGUCCGCGGCCCCGAUGCCGCCCGUUGUCGUGACGACACACGCACCGAGAGGCGCCCCGCCCUGCAGGUCCAGCUCGGGGCCCGGGUACGGAGGGGAAGCCGCCCAGCCUGCUGCCUGCGCGUCGGAGAGGAAGGGCAAGUCCCCGCCACACCAGGCCCGCUCAUCCCCUGCCUCUCUGGACGGCGCCUCGCAAACAGCCCCGACUGACUCCUCCACCGUCACCACAGGGGGCGCUAGUGAGGCAAGGUCCCUGCACAAGCACACUAGUCCCAGACCGCCAGCCCUGGCUGAUGAUUGCAGCGAAGCCUCCAGCGAUGACGAGGACCGACUAGUCAUCGCCACCUGAAUGUCUGAAAUGAAAUGUUCUUCUCUUCUUUCUAUUUGUCUCUCUUUAAUCUCUUGCUCUCUCUUUCUUUCUCUCUUUCUCUCUAUUUCUUUGUUUGUAAUACUUGCCACUUUGUAAAACUGAAAACACUUCAGGGGUCUAGCUGUACAGACCACCUCUAAAAAGCACAUUUUCUGACAUUGAUAUUCUAUGUGCAAUCAUAAAUGAUGAUGACCAAUCAUUUUAUUUUUACUUUUUUGUCAGUUCUGAACAGUUUUUUCCUUCUUUUUGUACAUGUUGUAUAGACAAUUGUGCCUUUUUGGAGUUUCUUGUUUAGGAACCUGUACAUAAUACCUUAUGACUCAGUAGUUGCUUGUGUUUAGUAGAUGCAUUUGGAGUCUAAAGAAAAAUCGGAGGGAAAUAUUUUAUUUUGAAAUGUUUUAUGUCAAGUGUAAAUUAAUGGGAAAUACAUGUCAGUACCAAUAUAUAAGCAUUUCUAUGGCAUUGGGCAAUGUUUUUGUGUACAGAUGUUGUGUUCAGCUAUUUAUUAUAUUCCAUCUAGUGCCCAUCACAAUGAUCCAUAAGUCCAUAGGUAUGUGUACAAUUGUGGCUUUACAUUGCUAUAUCUAUACCAUCAAAUGUAUCAGUAAAAAAACUUUGUUUACAAACGUUG